Messenger RNA from Nycticebus coucang (slow loris), 6246 nucleotides. Its product is annotated as protocadherin gamma-C4. NCBI's taxonomy places the organism in Eukaryota, Metazoa, Chordata, Mammalia, Primates, Lorisidae. Gene Ontology annotation, molecular function: calcium ion binding. The coding region runs from base 215 to 4477 and encodes 1420 amino acids. Gene Ontology annotation, cellular component: plasma membrane. Gene Ontology annotation, biological process: homophilic cell-cell adhesion. The transcript is spliced from 6 exons. The record is from RefSeq and is a predicted model, not a curated record.
AACUCGGGCAAGAAAAAUCAAUGGGAACUCGAGUUACAUCCACCAACCAUAAAGCGGAUCAGACAUGAAAGCAGCACAGAAAUUCUGACCUGGAACACUUCACAUCUGGUCUUUGUUUGUUUAAGAACUUUGACCUCUAAUUCCGAAGCUCAAAAAGUGAUGUGGACCUGUUCUUCCUACUCUUGAUUCCAAGGAAGUCUAUAGCAAGCCAGUAAUGGCGGCUCUGCAGAGGCGCCAGAAGCUAAGCAAGCUGCUCCUGCUCUUUGCGCUCCUGGGGACGCUGUAUGGGGCUGCGACCCGGCAGAUCCGCUACUCUAUUCUGGAGGAGCUGGACAAGGGCUCCUUCGUGGGCAACAUCGCCAAGGACCUGGGGCUGGAACCUCAAGAACUAGCAGAGCGCGGAGUCCGCAUCGUCUCCAGAGGUAGGACACAGCUUUUCUCUUUGAACUUGCGAAGCGGCAGCUUGGUCACAGCCCGCAGGAUAGACCGGGAGGAGCUCUGCGCUGAGAUCCCGCAGUGUCUGGUGAGUUUUAACAUCCUUGUAGAGGAUAAACUGAAUCUUUAUCCAGUGGAAGUCGAAAUAAUGGACAUUAAUGACAAUGCACCCAGAUUCUCAAAAGAACAGUUGGAAGUGAAAAUUCUUGAAAAUGCAGCUCCAUCCUCUCGUUUUCUACUAAUGGAGGUCUAUGACCCUGAUGUGGGAAUGAACUCUCUCCAGGGCUUUAAGCUCAGCGCUAAUAAUCACUUCUCGGUGGACGUUCAAAGCGAAGCCAAUGGGCCCAAGUACCCAGAGCUGGUGCUGGAGCACGCCCUUGACCGGGAGGGAGCAGCUGUUCAUCACCUGGUCCUUACUGCUGUGGAUGGUGGUGACCCGGUCCGCUCAGGUGUGGCGCGAAUUCUGGUAACUGUCUUAGAUGUGAACGACAAUGCACCAGUGUUUACUCAGCCUGUUUACAGAGUGAGUGUUCCUGAAAAUCUGUCGGUAGGGACACCAGUGCUGUCAGUAAAUGCCACUGACCAGGAUGAAGGAGUCCACGCAGAAGUAACUUAUUCCUUUGUGAAGAUUCCAGAAAAGAUCUCACAAAUUUUCCACUUGAAUGUUUUGACUGGAGAAAUUUCAACUUCUGCAAAUCUAGACUAUGAAGACUCUAGCUUUUAUGAGCUGGAUGUUGAAGCCCGGGAUGGGCCAGGUCUUCUAAGCAGAGCAAAAGUCUUAAUAACUAUCUUGGAUCUCAAUGAUAAUGUUCCAGAAGUGGUUGUUACAUCUGGAAGCAGAACAAUUGCUGAAAGUGAACCUCCAGGAACAGUAAUCACUCUUUUCCAAGUGUAUGAUCGGGACUCUGGACUGAACGGCCUGGUAACAUGUUCCAUCCCAAGAAGUCUUCCUUUUGAACUGGAAAAAUCAGUAGACAAUUAUUAUCGACUAGUGACAAAUUCAUUUCUAGACCGGGAAGAGGUGUCAUUGUACAACAUCACUGUGACAGCUACAGACAAAGGAAUGCCUCCUCUAUCUGCAGAAACGCUCAUCUCUGUAAAGGUGGCAGACACCAACGACAACCCUCCCGCUUUCCCCUACUCAAUCUACUCUGUCUAUGUUCCUGAGAACAACCCCAAGGGCGCUUCCAUCUUCUCUGUGAAGGCGCACGACCCGGACAGCGAAGAGAACGCCCGCGUCUCUUACGCCCUGGCGGAAGACACCCUCCAGGGGGCGCCUGUCUCCUCCUUUGUCUCUAUCAACUCCAACACCGGAGUUCUCUAUGCUCUGCGCUCCUUCGACUACGAGCAAUUUAGAGACCUGAAGCUGCUGGUGACAGCCAGCGACAACGGAAAACCUCCACUCAGCAGCAACAUGUCUCUGAACCUGUUCGUGCUUGACCAGAAUGACAAUGCGCCUGAGAUCUUGUACCCUGCCCUCCCCACCGAUGGUUCCACUGGCGUGGAGCUGGCACCCCGUUCCGCGGAGCCUGGUUACCUGGUGACCAAGGUGGUGGCGGUGGACAGAGAUUCAGGCCAGAAUGCCUGGCUGUCUUACCGCCUGCUGAAGGCCAGCGAGCCAGGGCUCUUUGUGAUGGGGCUGCACACGGGCGAGGUCCGCACUGCGCGAGCCCUACACGACAGAGAUGCACUGAAGCAGAACCUUCUGGUGGCCGUCCAGGACCACGGCCAGCCCCCUCUCUCGGCCACCGUCACGCUCACCGUGGCCGUGGCUGACAGUAUCCCUGAAGUCCUAGCUGACCUGGGCAGCCUUAAGCCCUCUACCAGCCCUUCUGACUCCAACCUCACACUGUACCUAGUGGUGGCGGUGACUUCAGUCUCCUGUGUCUUCCUGGCCUUCAUCAUUGUGCUGCUGGCAUUGAGGCUUCGGCGGUGGCACAAGUCACGUCUGCUACAAGUUACAGGAGAUGAACUGGCCAGCAUGCCCGCCUCUCACCUUGUGGGCAUGGAAGGGGUGCGAGCUUUCCUGCAGACCUAUUCUCACGAGGUCUCCCUUACCGCAGAUUCCGGGAAGAGCCACAUCAUCUUCCCUCAACCCAAUUAUGCGGACACGCUUAUCAGCCAGGAAAGCUGUGAGAAAAGUGAGCCUCUUUUGAUACAGGAAGAUUCAGGGUUUUGUAAAAAGGAAGACCCCUUUGUUCAGCCCAACUACGCAGACACGCUCAUCAGCCAGGAGAGCUGUGAGAAAAAGGAUCCCUUGUCUUUGUUGGAUGAUUCAAAGUUUCCUAUAGAAGAUACCCCUUUGGUUCCAAUUUCAGAGGAUUCCCCUCCAGGAAUUGUUGUGGCUCUCUUCAAAACGCGGGACCGAGAUUCUGGAGAAAAUGGAGAUGUCAGGUGUAGUUUAAGUAGAGACGUUCCAUUUAAGAUUCAUUCUUCUUCUAAUUAUUACUACAAGCUAGUAACAGAUGGGGCCUUUGACCGGGAGCAGACCUUGGAGUACAACAUCACCAUAACUGCCACUGACAAGGGUAAGCCACCCCUCUCCUCCAGCAAAACCGUCACCCUGCACAUCACAGACGUCAAUGACAAUGCUCCAGUUUUCGAACAGUCCACCUACCUGGUCCAGGUGCCAGAAAACAAUCAGCCAGGUGCCUCUAUAGCUCAGGUCAGUGCCUCCGACCCUGACUUUGGGCCCAACGGUCGCGUCUCCUAUUUCAUCAUUGCCAGCGGCCUGGAGUCGCAGAAAGCGUUGUCCUACCUGUCGGUGAGUGCGGAGAGUGGAGUGGUGUUCGCACAGCGCGCCUUCGACCAUGAACAGCUGCGCACCUUCGAGCUGACACUGCAGGCCCGCGACCAGGGCUCGCCCGCGCUCAGCGCCAACGUGAGCCUGCGCGUGUUAGUGGGCGACCGCAACGACAACGCACCGCGGGUGCUGUAUCCAGCGCUCGGGCCAGACGGCUCAGCGCUUUUCGACACGGUGCCGCGCACCGCGGAGCCCGGCUACCUGGUCACCAAGGUGGUGGCGGUGGACGCUGACUCGGGGCACAACGCCUGGCUGUCCUACCACGUGCUGCAGGCCAGCGAUCCCGGGCUCUUUAGCCUGGGCCUGCGCACGGGUGAGGUGCGCAUCGUUCGUGCUUUGGGUGACAGGGACUUGGUCCGCCAUCGCCUACUGGUUGCUGUGCGAGACGGAGGGCAACCAUCUCUUUCCGCUACUGCCACGUUGUACCUGGUCUUCGCUGAUAGCUUGCAAGAGGUACUACCGGACCUUAGCGACCGACCCACACCCUCUGACCCCCAGGCGGAGUUGCAGUUUUACCUGGUGGUGGCUUUGGCCUUAAUUUCUGUGCUUUUCCUUCUUGCAGUAAUUCUGGCCAUAGCCCUGCGCCUACGACAGUCUUUCGGCCCUACUGCUGGGGGCUGCUUUGGAUCAGUUUUCUGCUCCAAGUCUGAACCCGUGGUUCCCCCCAUCUACAGUGAGGGAACCUUGCCUUUUACCUAUAAUUUGUGUGUGCCAGGAGAUCAAACUAACCCAGCACUUAAUUUUCUCACAUCCGUUGAACAUUGUCCAGCCACACAAGAUAAUCUCUACAAAGAGAGCUCUUCAGUGCUAUUGGCUAGCAUUUUAACUCCUAGUGUUGAAGCAGAUAAGAAGACUUUUAAACAGCAAGCCCCGCCCAACACGGAUUGGCGUUUCUCUCAGGCCCAGAGACCUGGCACCAGCGGCUCCCAAAAUGGCGAUGACACCGGCACCUGGCCCAACAACCAGUUUGACACAGAGAUGCUGCAAGCCAUGAUCUUGGCCUCUGCCAGUGAAGCUGCUGAUGGAAGCUCCACCCUGGGAGGGGGUGCUGGCACCAUGGGCUUGAGUGCCCGCUAUGGACCCCAGUUCACCCUACAGCAUGUGCCGGACUACCGCCAGAAUGUCUACAUCCCUGGCAGCAAUGCCACACUGACCAAUGCAGCUGGCAAGCGGGAUGGCAAGGCCCCAGCAGGUGGCAAUGGCAACAAGAAGAAGUCAGGCAAGAAGGAGAAGAAGUAAUGUGGAGGCCAGGCCUAGAGCCACAGGGCAGCCUCCCUCCCCAAGCAGCCCAGCUUCUCCUUAAGUGUACCCAGGCCUCAGAAUUCAGGGCUCACCCCCAGGAUACUGGUAGGGGCCAAGGCCAUGCUCCCCUUGGGAAACAGAAACAAGUGCCCAGUCAACACCUCCUCUCUCUGCCCCCAGGGGGUUGAAUAUGCAAAGGGAGUUCUGCUGGGAACCCCCAUCCAAUCAAUUGCUGUACCCAAGGGGGUCAUGGGGUUAGUAUAGACACCAAGAACCAUUUGUCACACCCCCUUUAGUUACAGCUGAACUCCUCCAUCUUCCAAAUCAAUCAGGCCCAUCCAUCCCUGCCCUGCCCCACUUCUUUAAUAGUUCUUCUCUCUUGAGUAAUAUGGUUGGGUUGUAGAGGUACCAGGUGACCUAAAAAGGCUCAUAAUUCUGAGUUGGAAGGGCAUCAGGACCUCUUGGCCGCUCCUUUGAUUCUCAAUCUUCCCCCAAAGCAUGGUUUGGUCCAGUCCCUUCAUCUCCUUCCAGACCUGGGACCAAGUUUUGGAGGACAUGGUCACCAUCCCCAUGGUACUGAUGCUUGCUGACUUUAGGGAAAGCAUUUUACUACCAAGCCUCUUCCCAAUGCCCUGGGGAAUAGUCUUUUGUUUUGUUUUCCAUAGUUUGAUGUUCCCACUGCAUGCUGUGACUACCUUACCCCUUCUCAAAUAAGAGACUCCAUUGCAUGUUCCAAGACAGUAUGGGGUAGUAAGAUAAGGAAGGGAAGUGUGUGUGUAUGUAGAUUGGGGUGGGGGGGGAGAGAAUGGACAAGCUUGACCCAUCAGUUGUUAGGGUCUUGCAGGAGGCUUGUAUGUCCCCAGGGUACUGACCAGAUCCCCAAAUUCCAGCCAUAAGCCAACCACUAGGCUGGACCCUCACCCCCUACAAAUAGGGCUCAGCCCAGGCAGCCAGCUUUGGGCGGAGCUACCAGGACCAAUGGAUUUAAACUGGCGUUUCAGACCGAGGAAGCUCUAAGAAGGUUUAGGAUCAGGUCCCCUGGAGAGGUCAGAAGGGCUCCUGGAGGUGCAGGGUACUCCAGAGGUGCCUCUGGUAGAAGGGUCACUGGAACCCCAGCAGGAAGGGAGAGCUAGCUGGGACCUUCUUAGUCCCUGGAAGGCGAGGGACCAAGCGGACAGAAAGUCUCAGCCCAGGAUGGAGCUUCUCCACGGGGUCCCUGCACUUCUCAACCCUCAGACCUUCACCUUGUCAGGUGCCAUUUCUUCUCUGUGAAAGCCACUGCCCAGGCCCCCAGUCCGCCCCCUCGUGGCCAGAGCCUGGUUAAAGUUCCCCCAGUGCCUCCUUGUGCAUAGAACUUCCGCUCCACACCCUCUUUUACCCCCUGGGUCCGCUUCAUCCAGCGGGGCUGCCAGAGAACCCCACCCCAGCCCCUGCAGUAGAGUAGAGUCCUCUCCCCUUUUCGGCUGGUGUAGAAUAGCCAGUAGUGUAGUGCGGUGUGCUUUUACGUGAUGGCGAGUGGGCAGCGGGCGGCGGGCUCCGCGCAGCCGUCUGUCCUUGAAUCUGCCUGCGGCGGCCCGUGCUGUGUUUCGUGCUGUGUCCACGCGCUGCGGCGACCCUCUCCCCGGUACUGACUCCUCUAAGCGCUUCUCUUCGCAUAGUCACGUAGCUCCCACCCCACCCUCUUCCUGAGUCUCACGCAAGUUUUAUACUCUAAUAUUUAUAUGGCUUUUUUUCUUCGACAAAUAAUAAAAAGGUUUCUUCUGAAA